AUGGCGGAUUCAGGCCAUCCUGAAACCCCUAAGGGACACACAGGCGGGAGGUGGCCUGGAGUCGGGACGCAGCACGAGACUCUGCGGCAGAAAUACAGUGAGGAGGGGGAAAUAAACUCAGCGGCGACGAAGCUUAGCCGACGCCGCCCCAGCGAAACUCCUCCCAAACUCCUCCUCGUCCCCCUUCCGGGUGGCGUGGGUCCUCCCGCGCGCCCGAACCCAGAGCGGCGCGCUCCGUUCGCCCCGCGCGCCCUCGCGAUCCGGCAGCCCCCGCCCGGCCCCCUGCAGCCGAGGGGAGCCCCCUGUCUCUUUCCCGAGAGGGAGAAGCGGAUGGGACCUCCGGGAGCCGGGCAGAGGGCGCCCCGAAGCGCGCACCUCUCUUCGCCAGCGCCGGGGCUGCGCCGGCCCACGCGACAUCUGUCGCCCGCGCUCCCGGCUCACACCCUGCGCACCCCCGCAGCUCCCCGGGCGUUGCCACCCCCCACGCUCCGGCUGCCGCCUCUCCCUGCAGGCGCCGCGCCAGCUUCCCAGGGUGUUGGCGCACCGCGGGGCUCGGCCGCGACCCGAGCGCUCGGCGUCUGCGGGCCGUGA
This is a messenger RNA of Dama dama (fallow deer), 591 nucleotides long. RefSeq names its product atherin-like. Lineage: Eukaryota; Metazoa; Chordata; Mammalia; Artiodactyla; Cervidae. Bases 1 to 591 code for a protein of 196 amino acids. The record is from RefSeq and is a predicted model, not a curated record. The transcript has 3 exons.